Molecule: messenger RNA, 1017 nt
Organism: Penicillium lagena
Lineage: Eukaryota; Fungi; Ascomycota; Eurotiomycetes; Eurotiales; Aspergillaceae
Product: cinnamoyl-CoA reductase
Exons: 1
Coding region: 1-1017 (338 amino acids)
Molecular function (GO): oxidoreductase activity, acting on the CH-OH group of donors, NAD or NADP as acceptor
Source: RefSeq, a predicted model, not a curated record
AUGGCUCCUUGUAUUCUUCUCACCGGCGCCACCGGGCUGAUUGGUUUCCGAAUACUGCAGGAGCUUCUAAAAGAUGAAAAUGAAGUCCGGAUUACCGUGCGCUCCGAGGCUAAAGCCCAGACUGUCUUGUCCAACCCGGUCAUUCAAAAGCUUCAACCUGGUAACCGACUGACCUACACUGUUGUUCCGGAUAGCAUUUUGAGUCAGGCGUUUGACGCUGCAUUGCAAAAUAUCACCUACGUGAUCCACGCCGGGUCCCCUGUUCCCGUGCCCGGUUUUGACCCUGUCAACCAAAUCUGGAAGCCUACAGUGGAGGGUACAGCGAACCUACUUACAUCGGCACUCAAAUACCCUGGGAUCAAGCGGGUGCUCAUUACUUCGUCGAUUGUCGCGAACAUGGCUCCGAUGCCCGAUCCCUCCGUCACAGUUACUGCGAGCUCCCGCGUGCAGCUACCCGAGAUCCCUGAAGCCUUUUCUAAUGUGUUUGAGGCCUAUGUCCUCGCCAAGAUCACGGAGAUCAACAACGUUGAUUCAUUCGUGAAGCAACAGAAGCCACAUUUCUCCGUCGCCACUAUCAUUCCGGGGUAUGUCUACGGGCGCGAUGAGUUGGUGCUAGAUUCCGACACCGCGAUAAGCAAGGGUAGCUCGUCUGGAAUCCUGCUGCGCAGCUUGACCGGGACCGACUGCCCGGCCCCCAUCCACGGGGGCUAUGUGCACAUCGAUGACCUGGCUCAGGUAUACGUGAAAGUGCUGGAGCUACAGCCCGAGGCCGACACCCCUCGCAGCUUUGGUGCCUGCAGCCUGGUCAGUUAUGACGAUGCCUGGCACCUAGCGGAGAAAAAUUUCCCAAACGAAGUGUUCGCGAGCCUACUCAAGCAGGCUACUUUACCCACACUCCCCAUUUCAUAUGACUCAAGUGAGACGGAGAAGUAUCUGAAUAUCAAAUUUCGCCCCUUCGAGGACGCCGUCAAGGAUGUCGUGCAGCUCUACUUGGACAGACUGGACAAGAAGAACUAG